Messenger RNA from Liolophura sinensis, 1412 nucleotides. RefSeq names its product kelch-like protein 1. The record is from RefSeq and is a predicted model, not a curated record. The transcript is spliced from 5 exons. The coding region runs from base 12 to 1412 and encodes 466 amino acids. Gene Ontology annotation, molecular function: protein binding. Lineage: Eukaryota; Metazoa; Mollusca; Polyplacophora; Chitonida; Chitonidae.
UUGUGGUUUGCAUGGGUCUGGCGUCUAAUUUAGAUACGAGGCAGUCAUUGGUCAACGACAUACAUGAUUUCGAUGAUGAAGGCUUUUAUUGGUUAAUUCUGUCCCGUCAGCAAAGCAUGGCCUCAAAUGGGUCCAGGUGUGCUGUUAAUGGUACAUGUGGCACUUGUGUAUGUGGCCAUAAGAGUGAGCAAGACAUGGAAGGUUCCACUGAUGAUAGACAACCUCCUGAAAAAGUCAUCCAGGAGUUCUGGCACCAGCAACAUAUAGGGGAAGCUCCAGAUUUUGUGAUUGAGCUGGAAAAGAACAAUAUUCCUUGUCACAAAAGCAUUUUGCGGAAAGCGAGUUCUUAUUUCGAAGCCCUGUUCUCCAGCCAAAUGAAGGAAUGUGAGAACAAUCGAGUAAAGCUGAUAGAUACUCACGUGCAUGAUUUUAUGUCCUUAAUGAAAUUUGCAUACACAGGUCAGUUGGACAUUUCUAAAGAAACAGUGUUCUCUGUCACUGCACUGGCAAACAUGUAUCAGUUCAAUUCUGCACUGAAAUUUGCACAGAAAUUCCUGGUGUCACAGGUGGCAUCAGAAACGUGGCGCGAAAUACUGCAGUUCUCAGAAUUGCAUGACUUGAAGGAUGUACACUAUGUUGCAUUUCGAUAUGUGCUUUGGAAUUUUUCGAAAGAGGUAAAAUCAGAAAUUGAAAACUUUCAAGUGCUAUCGAAGACUUCACUUGAGAAACUGUUGGGACAUCCGCUUUUGAACUGCACGUCUGAAUCGGAAGUUGUUCAGGUUUUGUCUGCCUGGUGUGAUUAUGAUGAGAAGCGGACCCAGGAGGUUUUCGCUGAUGUGUUCUUUUCUACUGUGUAUUUGAAUGAACUCACAGCUGAAGAGCUAGAUGCCAUUCUGAAUUUAAAGUGGGUCCAGAACAACUCAGCAGUCAAGAAAUUUGUUGAGGAGACAGCUGUGAAUGAAAUCUCAGCAAAUGCAUCGUCACAGUCCAAACCAGUUUGUAAGAAAACCAGGGCAGGCCCCCUGGUGUUGUUGUGUGUUGGUGGGGACUUGAACCUGGGGGAGAACAACUGUGCCAUCCAAAUGUAUAUACAAGAUAGACAUGACCAGUGUGAGACCAUGGGGCUUAAACGACUGCCUCUUGCUUGUGUUUGUGCAGACACUGACCUUUAUGUGAUAGGAGGGGAGACUGUGUUAGGGAGGAACACCUGGCAGACAGACAUCUGGAAGUAUUCCAGCUUCUCUAGCACCUGGUCGUUAGCCACCCAGCUCCAACAGCCUCGGCGUCACCAUGGUAUCUGUACACUGGGCGGAGAAAUCUACCUGAUAGGUGGGAUAGGUCGCUUCAGACAGGUGUUAAACAGCGUGGAGAAGUAUAAUCCUCAAACAGAUGAAAUGUUCAUCGACUUUUAG